UCCGUCAGCAGGCGGGCCAACAGCAGGAGCGCGGUGGCGAUCCAUCGCAGCAGGACGGCCACGGCAGUUUUCCUGCGAGCGCUGUCGAAGCACGUCCAGUGCAUACAGUGGCGUGCGCCCACCACGCGCUACACCAUGCUCGUAGUGCCCCCUUGUCUCGUGACGUUUCUAGUUAUUGUUAUUGGCAGUCUGAUCUGUGGUGUUAUGGGGGCGGAAGGCCCCACUCAACCUCCCUGUCCGGUCUUGGGACACUUAUGCAAGUGUUCGGCCGAUCUGCAGGAGUUUCAGUGCAAAGGUGCGGGAUUGGAGGAGGUGCCCAGGAAUUUGCCGUUUUCUAUUAGCAAAUUGGAUUUAUCCAACAACAACAUAACGGUGUUGAAUGAAACAUCAUUCUCAAACUACCCCAACCUAGAAGAACUGAUCUUGUCGGAUAACAAAUUGGACUUCAUCCAUCCCAGGACUUUCAUCAAGAACACCCUACUGAAGCGCCUGCUUCUUCAAAACUGUGAUCUUUCUGAAAUUCCAAAGGAAGCCCUUAAACCAUUAAAGAAAUUACAGACAAUAUUCGUGGGUGGUAACAGCAUCUGGCACGUGGGACCAGAGACAUUUCAAGAUUUGAAAUCUCUACGCAAUCUGAGAAUGGAUAACAACAAUUUGCGAGACGUGCCCGCUAAAGCUCUGGAGGCUGUGCCCCACUUGGAGGUCCUGAAUAUCGGCCACAAUACGAUCACUGUGCUGCAGAAAGAUGCGUUUCCAGAUGAAAUGAAGAAUCUUCUUGUUCUGCUCCUGAAACGCAACCAGAUAGCAGAAAUAUCGGAAAAUGCAUUCGUCAAGCUGACGUCACUUAAAGUUCUAGAACUGGAUGACAAUUAUUUGACACACAUUCCACUGGCUGUAACGAAAUUACCCCAACUACAAGAGCUGUCUAUCUCAGGAAACCGCAUCAAGUACAUCCCGGGGGGCCUUUUACAGCAGACCCCCGCCCUGGCCCUGUUGGAGCUCAAGGGGAACUCGCUGGAGGGUGUCGACUUCUACGCCUUCUCCCACCUGCCCCGUCUUCGAAAGCUGAUCCUCUCAGACGCCAAGAACCUGUCAACCUUCCCGAACCUCAACGGCACAUCGGCCUUGGAGGUCCUGCGGCUGGACAGGGCGAGCCUGGGCGACGUACCCUCGAAUUUAUGUACAUUCUGCCCCAAACUUAAAAGUCUGGACCUGAAAUCCAAUCAACUCGAGAAGAUCCCGGAUAUCAACGACUGCAAAGAGAUGCGGGUAUUGGAUCUGGCGAAUAACAAAAUAAGAUCGGUGGAAGGGAAGGUUUUCCGUGGAAUGUACCAGAUGCACGAUCUCCUGCUUUCUCACAAUGAAAUACAGUACAUUCCUCAAGAGGCCUUUCACAAUCUAUCGAAACUACAAGUGUUAGAUUUAGAGAGCAACCAGAUCUCUUUCAUCCAUCCAGAUGCUUUUUUAUCGAUCUCCAAAAUAGAAGACUUGAACCUCGGAAACAACGUUUUUCCACACCUUCCUUCGGCUGGCCUAGAACGUCUGCUGCAUUUGAAGACUUUCAACAACCCUCAACUCAAGGAAUUUCCACCUCCAGAAGACUUUCCAAGGAUCCAGACGCUUGUCCUUUCCUACGCCUACCAUUGUUGUGCGUUCUUACCACUUAUCCCGUCCAACCCUCCACCUAGAGCCAAAGAUAUCAUCUACUUUCCGGACAUAGACGACAUAGAUUUGAACAUAUGGAAUUCCAAUUCGAGUCCGAUCGAUCUGUGGCCUUCUCAACAGAACAUCACUCACAAAUUCGGAAAGAAGUUUGAAGCCAUCUGGGAGACUAUAGGGUCAGAAUACACCUAUCCCAACAAUUUCCCUGCCUAUAUGGAGGAGUAUGCCGAAGAAGAAGGUAUACGCACUUACGCCAACGAUUUCGCUCCUGGAAGGAUACAAUGCCUACCUCUACCUGGUCCUUUUCUUCCCUGUCAGGACUUGUUCGACUGGUGGACCUUAAGAUGCGGCGUUUGGAUCGUUUUUUUAUGUGCUAUGCUGGGAAAUGGUAUCGUGGUUUUCGUUCUGAUCUUCUCCAGGAGUAAGAUGGACGUUCCUAGGUUUUUGGUUUGCAAUUUGGCGGCAGCUGACUUCUUUAUGGGAGUUUAUUUGGGGUUUUUAGCUCUGGUAGACGCCUCAACGCUGGGCGAGUUCAGAAUGUACGCCAUACCCUGGCAGAUGUCAGCUGGAUGUCAACUUGCAGGCUUCCUUGGUGUCCUCAGCUCGGAACUCUCAGUCUACACCUUGGCUGUGAUCACCUUGGAGAGGAACUAUGCCAUCACCCAUGCAAUGCACCUGAACAAAAGGCUAUCCUUGAAACACGCAGGCUACAUCAUGCUUCUAGGCUGGACCUUCGCCAUAGUCAUGGCUACCUUGCCCUUGUUCAACGUCUCAGACUACAGAAAGUUCGCCAUUUGUCUUCCUUUCGAAACUAAAGACACGGCCAGCUUAACCUACGUUGUAUUCCUAAUGUUCAUCAACGGUGUCGCCUUCUUGAUCCUGAUGGGCUGCUACCUCAAGAUGUACUGCGCUAUUCGCGGUUCCCAAGCUUGGAACUCGAACGAUUCUCGCAUAGCCAAAAGGAUGGCCUUGUUGGUGUUCACGGACUUCUUGUGUUGGUCGCCGAUAGCUUUCUUCUCGUUGACGGCCGCUUUCGGUCUCCAGCUGAUCAGUCUGGAACAGGCUAAAGUGUUUACCGUGUUCGUGCUGCCUUUGAACUCUUGCUGCAACCCUUUCUUGUACGCCAUCCUAACCAAACAAUUCAAGAAAGACUGCGUGAUGAUCUGUAAGGCCAUAGAGGAGAGUCGCGUUACCAGAGGCAUCGGAAGGUGUCGCCACAGUUCCAAUUUUAGUAACAGGCAGACUCCAGCCAACACCAACAGUUUAGCCGAUAGGUCUUCCAGGGAAAAUCAGAACCAUCACGUUCCAACAUGUACGUGUAACACCAAACUGUUGAGCGACAAGAGCGUGACUCCAACUCCAAUCAAAAGUGAGGCGAGGAAGAGCGCUACCAGGGACUGGUGGUUGAGCAAGGCAAGGUGGCUUCUGUGCGUGAAAAAGCAGAAAAGAAACAGGACGAGGAAUGACCAGUACACGUACCAGAUAGCGGAGAUCCAGCAGAAGCAGCACAAGCGAGCUUCCUCUGUGUCCUCUAGUGAAAAUUUCAGUUCCUCGCGAUCGGACUCUUGGCGGCACCAGCACCAUUGCGGCAUUCCCUUAAGACUGUUAGAUCCUAAGCGUAGGGCGUCGUCUUGGUUGGUGACGCGGAAGACUUCUCAAGACUCUAACCUCUCGAGUUCGCGUAACGAUUCCAGCGGUUCCGCAACAACCGCAUCCACGUCAACCUGGCGGAUUUCGAGGUCCAGUGGUUCCAGCGAGCCUUCCAGGAACCGGUCCAAGCCUAGGUUGACGCGCCAGGCUGCCGUGUUGGACGACGAGCCACCCGGGUCGCCUGGUAGGUUGACGGUCAGGUUCCUGACCACCAUACCUUCCGCUGCUGAGACCAGCAUGCAGUUGGACGACGAACAGCCGUCCGCCAUCUUAGUUAGUCCGACGAAGGAGUGCAACGGACCUAUUUACGCGAUCUUGCACACCCAUCCUGUGACUCCGACGAGGAGGCAGAGCAUCGUAACUCUGCAUCCGAUCGAGAGCGAGAAGAAUUCGUCAUCUAGUCAGAAUGCUGAACCGGGUUCCUCAAGAUAAUUUAUACGGAUUGUUUCGUUGUGUGUUCGUGUGUUGUAUUUAUUGAGAAUGAGAGUGUGAAUAUGUUGCUUUGUUGGGCGAGGAGCAUUCGGAGAAAUAUUUUUCAUUUGAGUCAUUCCUUCGGAUCAUUUGAUUAACACAGCGCAACGAAUCAUAAGAUUCUCAAAAAAAGCCAAUCUUCUUUAAAUUUUGAAACGAUUUUGUUCACUUUGACAAAAUCUCGUCAAAAAAAAAGAUAUUCUCCUUAAGAUUUCGAAAACAAACAAUCACUUCUGAUCAGAUGAUGCAAGAUCCAUUUCAGGUCACGUCAAAUAACUAUGGUUUCGAGAUCUGAUUUCGAUGAGAUUUGGUACAAUGGUUAUGGUACAAACAUUGAAACAAUAAAAAAUUAUUGCGACACAAGUAAAUCGAAUAUUAUUCUCAUCCAAAAUUUCAAGCUGAAUUUCCUUCAAGUGAAGAUCAUGACAAUCAAAUAAAUUUUAUUAUUCUCUUUCAGUAUUCGUAUUCAUUUCAACUUGAGAGGAAUGUCUAUACUGAAGA
Molecule: messenger RNA, 4284 nt
Organism: Harmonia axyridis
Lineage: Eukaryota; Metazoa; Arthropoda; Insecta; Coleoptera; Coccinellidae
Gene: rk
Product: lutropin-choriogonadotropic hormone receptor
Exons: 16
Coding region: 136-3744 (1202 amino acids)
Biological process (GO): G protein-coupled receptor signaling pathway
Cellular component (GO): membrane
Molecular function (GO): G protein-coupled receptor activity; protein-hormone receptor activity; protein binding
Source: RefSeq, a predicted model, not a curated record